Molecule: messenger RNA, 1548 nt
Organism: Scatophagus argus
Lineage: Eukaryota; Metazoa; Chordata; Actinopteri; Scatophagidae
Product: eukaryotic translation initiation factor 5B-like
Exons: 7
Coding region: 259-1548 (429 amino acids)
Source: RefSeq, a predicted model, not a curated record
ACCUUAUCUGUGGCAUGUGCACUUGUGGGGUCUGUUCCAACACCAGCCAUAAUUUACCUAAUCUCUGUUAUCUUCCUCAUUAUUCUGUUUGAAGGUUGCUGCAAUUCUAAAUGACAAUAACAUUUAAUUUUUAAGUAUGAUAACUAACAACAGCAGAGCUGGGGAGAAAAACAAUCCACAUUGAAGCCACUGAUAUAUAGAAACUUGUCCGUCACUAUUUUGUCGAUCUGAUAAUAUGAGUUUUUCUGUCUGUAGGAAAUGACAAAAAAGGCAAAGAUGACUGCACAAAUCCCUCCCUGGAAUGUUCAUCGAAAGACAAAGCUGUGUGACACCACGGAGGAGAGAAAGACCUGUGAGGAGGAAAGAGAGAGACAGCAGGAGGAGUCAUCAGUGGAGGAGCGAAAGGAGGCCAGUGUGAAGCCAAGGUUUAUCCAGCUGCGAAAGAAAAGGCCUGCACACACACCCAGUAACAGUCUGGAAAUCUCAAAAAAGGCAAAGAUGGCUGUGGCCGUACAAGUCCCUUCACAGGAAAUGACAAAAAAGGCAAAGAUGACUGCACAAAUCCCUCCCUGGGUAGGUGUACACCACAAUAAACAAAACCAAAGAUCUGGAAUUGGUAGAUUUUCAUUGAGAAAUUUUUGUAAGAUGAAGCAGGCUUAUGUAAGGUCAGUCCCAGCUAAAACCUUGGUACAACCUUCACAGAAUGUUCAUCGAAAGACAAAGCUGUGUGACACCACGGAGGAGAGAAAGACCUGUGAGGAGGAAAGAGAGAGACAGCAGGAGGAGUCAUCAGUGGAGGAGCGAAAGGAGGCCAGUGUGAAGCCAAGGUUUAUCCAGCUGCGAAAGAAAAGGCCUGCACACACACCCAGUAACAGUCUGGAAAUCUCAAAAAAGGCAAAGAUGGCUGUGGCCGUACAAGUCCCUUCACAGAUGAAUCAGGCUUAUGUAAGCCCAGCCACAGCUGAAGUCCUGGCAAAAUAUUCUCAGAACAUUUGUCCAAAGCCAUCAUCAGGGUUGGAAAUAAUUUUUCAUCAAAGUGAGCUGUUCAAGAGAAAGAGAAAGACCUGCAACAAAAAACAUAUUGACCAACAGGUGGCAGCAUGUGAGGAGGAGGAAAGAAAUAUCUGCGAGGAAAAAAGAGAGAAACAGCAGGAGGAACAUCAGAGGCAAGAAGAACGACAUGGAGAAGAAGUGACAAAGGAGAGGGGGUGUCCAAAGAGAAAAGGACCAGGUGGAGAAGAGGCAGUGAAAGAGGAGGGGAGGUGUCUGAGGAGAAGAGGACAACAUGGAGACAAAGAGGUCAAAGCAGGGAGAGGGUGUCCAAAGAGAAAAGGACCAGGUGGAGAAGAGGCAGUGAAAGAGGAGGGGAGGUGUCUGAGGAGAAGAGGACAACAUGGAGACAAAGAGGUCAAAGCAGGGAGACUGUGUCCAAAGAGAAAAGGACCAGGUGAAGAAGAGGCAGUGAAAGAGGAGGGGAGAUCGCCAUCUCCAGUUCCCUGUCCAGCGGUGGUGGCGUCCUUCGUCGUGUUUUCUCUGCCCGUCUUUUGA